Messenger RNA from Tuber aestivum (summer truffle), 2661 nucleotides. The record is from the annotation of a GenBank genome assembly. NCBI's taxonomy places the organism in Eukaryota, Fungi, Ascomycota, Pezizomycetes, Pezizales, Tuberaceae.
AGGGUUCGGGGAAACAGCUAUUUUCUGUGUUUUUCUUCGCCUUGGUUUAGCGGCCUUGGAACCCAUUUGUUUCCUGAGUACACAUACUGUACCUAUUUUGCACCCGUUGCCACAAUAUUUAGCCCAGAAAGCCUCGGUUUGGGGAUUCUGCCCCUUUUCGUGAGAUAUACAGGCAACCUCGCGCUCCAAUGGAUAACAUCUCAGAACUCAUUGAGAGACUCUCGAACGACGAAGUAUUCUAGUUUCCUUCCUACCCACGCCCCCCGGCUCUCUAGUUGACACUUUGUUAGGAUGCCGUUAAAAAAAUGGCGGUUUUCAAGCUCCAAUCCAAUAUCGGGGAUCCGUCGUUUGCCGAGAUAUUCAUAGCUCAAGGAGGACUCGCGAAGCUUCGGAAGCUAGCAUUAACAGCCAACGGGAAUACACUUGCCUACUCUCUAACGUCUUUUUCGAGGCUUUUGGAACUCGACAAAGGGUGGGACUUUGUCAAUUCUGAACUCAUUUCGCGGGUACUUACUUUCCGGUGCUCUCGGUUUUUUCUACGCACUGGGGCUCAGACUGAUGUCGUGCGGUUGGCAAAUUUUAGGUUGUGGAAUUAAUUGUCACACAUCCUCUCGUUAAUAUUCUUCGUGGCGCCAUGUCGAUACUCGUUUCCAUUGUUUCUCACCCACAUACGUCCUCGACCAGAGGUUCCUAUAACGGUCCGUUCGGAUUUCGAGCGCUAAAGCCUGCCAUUUCUAUGCACCCGCAGUUUUUGGAGAUGUUGGUUAGCAGGUUGUCAUCUGCGGACCAUGCUCUAUGUGCGAAUUCAUUACAACUCAUAAACUCUCUUAUGAGGGAUGCUAUCACCAAUGAUACGGACAACGAGUGGCCAAGGUUUAUUAAGAGAUUGCAAGAUUUGGGUGUUAUCAAGGCUGUCUUUGUACGACUCACUUUGCUAUGGACAGAGGGCUCUAUUUACGGAAUCGGUUGGCUGACAAUCCGGGCUACAGAUUCUUAUGCAAAGCUCGGCAUUGCAGGAUCUUGCGCAUCCAUUGUUGGAGUUCCAGGCAUUGACUAAAGUUUUGUUGCGGAGGUGGAGAGAUGUCAAAGUAGAUUUAGAAGUCAAGGAACAUCGGAUAGCUUUGAAGGGACUGCACCUAGCAAGUGCACCAGAGAGAUCAGAACCCGGGGCGGACCCGAAGGCAGACUCGCCAGCAAAGAAAAAACAUAAUCCGGAAAAAUGGAGGCGCUUAGGAUUCGAGACCGAGUCUCCAGCGUGGGAGUUUGGGGAAGUUGGAUUUCUAGGCAUGAUGGAUUUAACAGACUUUGUCAGGAAGGAUGAGGAUGGAUUCCGGAAGGUGCUCCUGGAACAAAACGCGAAACCAAUGGAGUAUAGAUGCCCAGUUGCUCGCGCGAGCAUCACUGUCACUUCGAUCCUCUACCAUCAAUUCCGGGUGGACAAAUCGGAGAUCGACGAUAUUAAGACUUAUCAAGUUCUCGAGUCACGAACGAAUUAUGAGAGGGCUUUUCGCCCGCUAUUGCUUCAGUGGUCAAGACUCCAUACCGGAGCUUUACUUGCAUUCAUCCGCCUCUGGAGGGAGACUGGAGCUAGCCUAGAGGAUUAUGAAAAGGUUACAGAGUUAUUGAAGGUGCUGAUCUACCACGUUAUUGGACAAGCCCCACGAACAAAAGAAGUCCAUGAGGUGGAAGAAGAGCUCGCGCUUUUCGAAUAUUUGCGUUUGCGAGACCUUCAAAUGGAGAUCCUAGAGAACACCUAUGAGAGUGCAUGGGGCAAUCAUCUGAAGUUGGUAUCCCUUUUCGGUUUGAUUUGUUGAAGUGCCAAUCUAACUCUCUUCCCGGUUGUAGGCAUGUGAGGGAAGAACUGAAAACCGAAGCCCUGCAAUUCGUCAAGGAGCAGCGCAUACGAUGUCUAUUACAUGGUGCAUGGUUUCCUGUAACGACUCGCAGAACGGAGGCGUCGGGGCUGAAGAUACAAAUCGAUAAUAAAAAGUCUACGAGUGGAUGGAGAUAUGUCCGACUUUCUCACAAUAGGAGGUAUCUCCAUUACUGCGACUAUGAGAACGAAACGGUAUAUGAACCUAAGCUAGAGGAACUCCCUGAAAAGAGUAGGUUAUCACACUAUCGAUAAUUGGAUGGGGACGCCCAGUCUAACUUAUCAAAUAGUCGACCUCUCAAUUGUCUCUAGUGUUGUGUCAAACGUGGUACCUGCAAGUAUUGAUUCCGGUUCGUCUCAUGGCACUUUGACCCAAGGAGCCUCCAAGCUUGCUAGUACCAAGAUAACAAUUCACGGAUACACCGACCCGAACCCACAGCGUGCAAAAGAAUCCGUACUGCUAGCUCUCGAUCCGCAAACCCAUAGCGUUGCAUCAGAGUGGCUAGACGGGCUAUUGAUGCUCCUGAACCAACAGCCCAUCACCUCCGAGACAUCAAAACUAAUCAAUGUGGUGACAAAUUAUGGGCUCAAGAUCAGACUUCUUAACGUGAGGUACACGGACGAUUUCCACACCAACCCUCCAGACCUUCCAUCAAGAGAUGGAGUAGAUGAUGAUUAUUACUACAGUUUGUUUGUUUAAUUAAUUUUCUUUGCUGGGUAGCUUUUUUCACUCGGGAUUCAUGCUUUCUUCGAUUCCCAGCCUUCGGGUUUACUUUUUUUACUUUGUU